AUGGCUAUACCUAGUAAAAUUGAUCAAGGGUUUGUAGGAGGCAAAUCACAAGCUUAUAAAAGCAAGUUCAACUGUACAGCUCGAAAGGUCUGCAAAGGUUAUCGGUUGAACGAGGGAACGGGAACCCCUAAUUCCUGGAGGUCUUCGGACACCCCGGACGACCGAUCUCUCUCCUUGUCACCCACGAGCUGCGCCACACCCUCGGACCCAGAUGUCGAUUUCUCCUACACCAUUGGGGUUACGGAAAGCACACCCUACGCAUGCCACUUUUGUGAAAAAGCCUUCCCUCGUCUCAGCUAUCUAAAAAGGCACGAGCAAAUUCACAGUGACCAAAUGCCGUUCAAAUGUGAUUAUUGCCAGCGACUUUUUAAACAUAAACGUAGUCGUGAUCGGCACAUCAAGCUCCAUACAGGGGACAAAAAAUACCGCUGUCCGCAUUGUGAGUCCGCAUUUUCCAGGAGUGACCAUUUAAAGAUUCACAUGAAGACACAUGACCAUGCCAAGCCAUUUCAGUGUACGGUCUGCAAUAGGGGUUACAAUACUGCGGCUGCGCUGACUUCACAUAUGCAAAACCACAAAAAGGUGUCCACUAACACUUCCUCUGUAUCUCGUGUCCAGUCACAGUCAUUUCGAUGUCUCCAGUGUUCCACGUGCUUCGCUUCCGCCAAGGAUCUCCAGAAUCACAUCGAGACCCAUUGCGAUCAUAACAUAUCAUCGAAUGACACCAGGCGUCCUGUGCACCAAGAACUUUUUCCCACUUUGCAGGGUUUGGGUGAUCACAAGAUUAAUGCUGAUGUUGGGGUGGAGGACAUUAGUGGAAGCGUUGAAGUAAAGAAAAAUUACAACAAAGUCCUCUGUGGCUUCUGCACGAAAGAUGGUUUUUCCACAUUAGAGGCUCUACAGCUGCACGUGCAAGCAGAGCACAUACCAACAAAAAUUGGGCAACUUCUGUUGAAUUCCUCGACGCUUUUCAGCCUGUCGUCCUUUGCGAUAUCUUUGCAGCAACAGAGUACAGUAUGUAAUAACAACGGCAGCUUUUCCUGUGAAUAUUGUAACACGAAAUUCAGCAACAUUCACAGUCUCCAAAAACACACACUCUCAGUUCACACUUUUACUGAUAAAGUACAAGAAAACCUUUCUUGCUCGGAAUGCAGUUCUCUUUCAGAACAUUUGAAAACUGCCCACGAUGAAAGAAACGGCAACCAACCUGCAAGCAAUCGGGGAACGUCUACUAACGCCAGCAGUGAAAGGCUUGAUAAUUUUUCUAUGAAUGAGAAGUUGGAUUCUCUUAAAGACUCGAAAAUCAACGGAACCGUUCCACUUUUUUCUGCGACUGGUCCCUUUCUGUGUAGUCAGUGCAGUGCUGUAUUUCCGGACUUCGAAUCAUUUCGUACUCACCUGAAAAUUCACCUGGACGCGGUGGUUAAAAGAUAUUCCUGCAGCGAAUGCGAUGCUGAGUUUCACAGCGAAGAACAUCUCGAUAUACAUUACGUAACCCAUUUUCUGGCAACCAUUACCGAAUACGGCUGCCGAUGUUGUUUUAAAGUUUUUACUCAACCGGAUGAAUUGCAAAAACACCUGAUGAACACCCACGCGCAUCAGCUUUAUAGGUGUUCUCUCUGUAAGGACCUAUUCGACUCCAAGGUUAACAUUCAGGUUCACUUUGCCAUGAAACAUAGCAAUGAAUGUUGCCUGUUUCAGUGUACGUCUUGUAAAGUGGCUUUUCGCUCAGAAGUGGAGUUCCAACUGCACGUGAAAGUCACGCAUCUGUUAAAAAUUCACCCUUUCCGCUGCUUGCUUUGUGAUCAAUGUUUCCCCACCGAAUUUCAACUUCGUUAUCACAUGAACGCUCACCAAAAGCAGUUUGCCUGUGCGUUAUGUGAUGAAGCUUUUCACGUUGAAUUUCUCUUAGACAAACAUGUUCAGACUUGUCACUACGAAGCCGUUAACGACUCUUUCGUGGGCACUGUGUCUAACCAGUCGUCCAUCUCUGCUGAUGGUGUUCAAAAUCUCAGCCUUAAACCAUCUAAUGGUGGGGAACCACUGGUGCCCUCUGUCCACCGUAGAAAAGACUUAAGAUGCGAAAUUUGCGACUGUGCUUUUUCCACAGAAAUUCACCUGAGCGUCCAUCAUCGACAAAUUCAUAACUUUCGAAUCUCCAGUUCUAGAAAUGCAGGACCAACAGCGUUAAAUUUGUUUUGUGCAUAUUGUAACGAAUCUUGCAAAUCUCGGGCAGAACUGGAAAACCACACAAAGGCACAUACGAUGAAGCCCUCCAAGAACAAAUGUAAUAUUUGUGAUGAGGUUUGCCCCACUGCCGUAACCCUAGCAGAACACAAACUGAAUCACUGCAAAGUGCUGACUGCAAGCACAUGUAUUUGUUGCAGAAAAACUCUACAGAAUGAAGAAGAGUAUUAUGGUCAUUCCCAGCUGCAUAACACCAAUGGAUUCCCUGUUCCGUGUGUUAUAUGUAGACAGAGUCUAAUGUCAGAUAUGGAAAUUCAAGUUCAUGCCAGGUUUCACCUUAAAAAUUGUGAUCCUGUUCAUCCUUGUUGCGUCUGCGCGAAACAGUUUGAAGUCACCAAUCUCGUCAUCACAGGAAUACAAGACAAAAGGCACAUCUACAUGUGUAAAGUUUGUUUUCAUGCUAGAAGUGAGGACAUGCGUUGUCCAGAAUGCAAGGUGAAGUUCGAUACCUUAAUAGCUCUAGACAGACAUAAGUUAAUCCAUAAGAAGACAUACCAGUGUAUUAAGUGUCAAAUGUCAUUCGAAAGUGAGACAGAAAUCCAAGCUCACGUGACGUCACACAUGAUCCAAGAAGGGACCAGCCAUGAAUGUAAAUUGUGUAAUACAGUGUUUGAAUCCCCAGCUAAGCUUCAAUGUCAUCUGAUUGAACAUACAUUUGAGGGUUGCAGCUGUUACAUGUGUUACAUGUGUAGUGCAGUGUUUACAGCCCCGCACUUGAUACAGCAACACAUGUUAGAACAUGGACUCGGUUCUCGACCUUAUGACUGUGCUCGUUGUCACCAGAAGUUUUUUUUCCGUGCUGAGUUAGAAAACCACUCCUACAUACACGAGAGCAACACUGCUGAUGAGAAGCAACCAAACCAUCUAGACUGUAGCAAAGCAUUCAACAAGACAGUUGAUCUUAAUAAUCACUACAAAAUCUACCAGGACAAGAAUGACACUUUAAAAUGUUCGAUGUGUCCAAAACUGUUUCACAAUUCCGCUGACAUGCAACAACACUAUUUUCGAUGUCAUGACGAUAAGGAACUUAGAGAUGGCAAAAAAUCCUUUCCCUGCACGGAGUGCGGAAAGGUAUUUCCAUGCCUCAGUAAUCUCCAAGGUCACACAAGGAUCCACGCCCAGGGAACAAAGUACACUUGCCCAGAAUGUAAAAAGGAGUUUGCCCUUUCUCGGAAUCUCAAUAUCCACAUGCGCUCUCAUAGCGGGGAGAAACCCUACGAAUGCCCCAUUUGUAAAAAACGCUUUGCUCGCAAGGAAAAUCGAAAGGCCCACCUACGAUCUCACACUGGUCUCAAACCUUUCAUGUGUCCCCACUGUGGGAAAGAUUUCUCUCGCAAAUGUCAUGUCAAGGAGCACAUGCGCAUUCAUAUUACUUCCACCAAUUUUCCGUGUGAGCUUUGCAGUGAAACGUUUUGUUCGCUCAAGCAGAUGAAGCGCCAUCUUGUGAAUGACCACCACAAACAGUACGAUCAUGUAUGUCAUGUGUGUGGAGAUGUUUUCAGCCAAUCAAAAAGCCUUGAAGACCACGUGCAAAAGGAUCACGACGUAACGAAUUCAAAUACUGAGAAUGAUGUAUCUGAAGACUUGACCGAGUUUUCGCCUAUUCGAAGUUCUACUUCAGAAGACAUAACAGAUAUUGAAGGAAACGAGACAAGUAACCUAGUAGAAAUAUGUGAUCCCAAAAAAUCUCCACCUAUAACAGCACAGGACAAUGUCGCUCUUCCACCAGAGGUCGCGGCGUAG
Messenger RNA from Limulus polyphemus (Atlantic horseshoe crab), 3990 nucleotides. RefSeq names its product zinc finger protein 423-like. Gene Ontology annotation, biological process: regulation of transcription by RNA polymerase II. Gene Ontology annotation, molecular function: DNA-binding transcription activator activity, RNA polymerase II-specific; RNA polymerase II cis-regulatory region sequence-specific DNA binding. Bases 1 to 3990 code for a protein of 1329 amino acids. Gene Ontology annotation, cellular component: nucleus. Lineage: Eukaryota; Metazoa; Arthropoda; Merostomata; Xiphosura; Limulidae. The record is from RefSeq and is a predicted model, not a curated record. The transcript is spliced from 5 exons.